AUGCCUGAUUCCCAAGAACCGGAUACAAGGCAUCCGCCGACAGAUAAUCCCUCGAGCCUUGAUCCUCAUAAACCCUCUGAUCAUGGAGAAGCCGGUGAUGUCGCCUCUGCGCUCCAAGGCUUGGUCGAUAUCCAAGACCACGCAGACAUCGAGCGCGAUGCUUCCGCUCAGGCUAGGGCAGCGGCCAUCGACAAGGAGAAUAAAAAGGACGAGGACCGCAUUGCGAAUCUCCGUUCUAAGAUCGCAAAACUAGAGGAGCAGAAGAAGGCACUCGCCAUCGAGAAGACGACGAAGGAACGCAUUCGAGCUCCAAAGAGUCAAAUCAAUGCCAUCGUCGACAAGAUUCUUUCCUGCUCCGAGAAGAUAGCUGACAAUCUCGAUGAGAUUAUUGCAUUCGAGGGCCGAAUUCAACAGCGCCAGCAGGAUGCCGCUGCUGCUGAGGCUGCUGCUGCCUCUUCGGCUACAACAACGCAGGAAACUCGUCGUGCCGGUCCUACGCAGGAAGAGGGCGAGGAUAGGCGUGCUUUUUUGAUCCGCACUGGAAAGAUUACUCCAUUCGCCGCCGUCCCUGAGGUGGAUGAAGAAGAAGAAGAAGAAGAGGCAGGAGUAAAUGAUGUUGCCCGUCAGAUCAACAUUCCCGACGUCGCUGGCGGCGAUGAGCCUCAAAUUCAAACCUCCCACCAGGUCCUUCGGCAACCUGGUUUUGGAACCCAACUUCUCCGCCCCCCUAUUGAUGAUGGUGCAUCAACGGACCCAGCUGCCGCCAAUCUUGAGACGGAGUUUGGCUUGAGGCCUCGAAAGCGACAACGCGUGGGAGAAGUAGCUACCGACGAGGAAGAGGAGGAUGAAAGCCCUCGCAAAAGUCGCCGCUCCAAGAAGGCAAAGAGGCCAAGACGUCGGCAGGCAGAUGAGGAUGAAGACUACAGCGCCGGCGUCGAUGGAGAAUCUGAUGUUGUGGAAUCCUCUGCUGAGGAUGGCACCAAACAACACCUUGUCAAGUUGUCCGUUAUUGACGACGCCAAGGAAUCGGCAUACAAGGCAAGGUUAUCCAAAUGGGUUAACGAGCGAAAGAAGCUGCGUGCUAGCCUCCCCCGAGCCGAUGCGGACCGCGAAGAUGACGGUGAAGAAGAAGAGUGGUUCAAACCAACACCGGGAAAACCGAAUAAGAGGAUUUAUGAAGAUUAUUAUCUUCCCGAGGAAGUCUACGAUUUCUUAUUUCCUUUCCAGAGAGUUGGGAUUCAGUGGCUUGCGGAGUUACACUCUCGAAAAGAAGGCGGAAUUCUAUGUGACGAGAUGGGACUUGGCAAGACAGUCCAACUCAUUUCAUUCAUUGCUUCGCUUCAUUUCAGCAAGAAACUCGACGGCCCAGUCAUCAUUCUUGCUACUACCACUCUCAUUGCCCAGUGGGUUAGGCAUUUCCAUCAAUGGUGGCCUCCCCUGAGAGUGUCCAUCCUCCACUCCACAGGAACGGGAAUGAUGAACCCUAAGCUCGAGGACGACGAAAGGUUUUCGUCCAAACCCGCCACCAAAUCUGACGCUGCGCGCAAAAUCAUCAAUGAUGUGGUCAAGGGCGGCCAUAUCUUGUUGACAACGUAUCGAGGUUUGGAUACUUACCUGGACGAACUCUCGGAAAUCAAUUGGGGCUACGCUGUUCUUGAUGAGGGCCACCACAUUCGCAAUCGAACUACGGAUGCCGCAAAGGCGUGCAAACAACUCAAUACUUGGCACAGGAUCAUCCUAUCUGGCACGCCCAUCCAAAAUAACCUCCGAGAGCUUUACUCACUCUUUGAGUUUGUCAAUCCUGGAUUGCUUGGAGAUUUACGUCAGUUUAUGGAAUUCUUCGAAACUCCAAUCAAGGCCGGCCACCAUAAAGGAGCGAGCACCCUCUCCAUCGCCACGGGCGACAAGUGUUCCAAGACCCUGCGGGAUACUAUAAAACCGUAUAUGCUUCGCCGGAUCAAAGCGGAUGUUGCUAACAGCCUACCGCCAAAGUCGGAGCAAGUCUUCUUUUGCAAGUUGACGCCUCGACAGGAGACGAUCUAUCGUGAGGCGCUGGAUACUCCUGAAGUCAAACGAGCCUUCAACUUCGGAGGAAUUGCAGAGUCUCAACGCCGGGCAUUGUUUUCGGCCAUCGAGAUGUUGAGGAAGGUCUGCAACCACCCUGACCUCCUUUAUAAACGGAAUAGAUCCGAGUUGCCCGAUUACGGGCACAUUGACCGGUCGGUUAAGAUGCAGGUUCUUUCAGAACUUCUGCGGAUUUCCAAGCAAUUCGGCCACAAGACUCUGGUCUUUAGCCAAAGUCUUGACAUCCUAGACAUGAUUGAGAAACUCCUGCGGUCUCAGAACAUGUCUUUUCUGCGCAUGGACGGCAACACACCCAAUACCGAGAGGCCGCAUAUGGUUGAUGAAUUCAACGCGUCUCCGGAUUUGGACGUCUUCCUCCUAACUCCGCAGACUGGGGGUGUCGGCCUGAACCUUACCGGGGCCGACCGCGUGAUCCUAUAUGACCCUGCGUGGAACCCCGCCGUCGACCGACAGGCUAUCGAGCGUGCCUGGAGGCUGGGUCAGACAAAACCCGUCAAGAUCUACCGACUUCUGACCCCUGGUACGAUCGAGGAGAAAAUGUAUCGAAAGCAGCUGUACAAGCAAUUUGUUGCAGACAACAUGCUCAAGGAUGGUAACACCAACCGGUACUUCGAUUCAACAAACCUCCGUGAUCUCUUUGACUACGGGUACGACGCGCCGGAGGCACCUCUCUUUGACAACGUGAAGCCUACUACCCCCCAGAAGUCAUCUCGGGGAGGAGUGGAUGCUAGAACCCAGACUCUAGCCCAUCGCGGAGCUGGGGCCGGUGCCAGCGCUGGAGCGUCGAAAGAGAGCGAAAGCCGAGCCCUUAAUGCCGUCCAGAAAUUCGGCGGUGUUGAGGAUUACAAGGAUCCCGUCGCGGAUGAGAAUGACCUCCUCGACGCAGUUGUUACGAGCAACGCGGAGGCGGUAUAUCAUCACGACGACGUCGUGGGUGCCCGGCAUCGCCAACCGCCAGAGAAGCGACUGACGGAGCAGGAAGCGCACCGUCUGAACGAGCGGACUGUCCAGUUCCUGCGCCAACAGUCGUCGAGAGCGCAUAUUGCGCGGUCGUCCGGUAGACCGUCAGACGCGAGGCCGACCCCGAACCCGAUCAAGGCCAUGUCCCUUGGGCCUGACAAGUCCAAGUGGAAUCUCGACAAGGUGAAGGCCUCCAUCGUCAACUUCGUCAAGCGGAGGGGUGGCAAGACGCAGACCAAGGAUCUUGUGACCUACUUCAAUAGGGAGCAUCGUGGUAUCCCAUCUGAUUUGUUUAAGAAGGCUUUGUAUGCCGUCUGCGUUGAGGAUGAGUCGGCGGUUCGCGGAAGGUCGGUUUGGAAGUUGAAGCCGGGGUUGUGA
Scedosporium apiospermum is the source of this 3423-nucleotide messenger RNA. Its product is annotated as DNA repair protein rhp26. NCBI's taxonomy places the organism in Eukaryota, Fungi, Ascomycota, Sordariomycetes, Microascales, Microascaceae. Gene Ontology annotation, molecular function: ATP binding; ATP-dependent chromatin remodeler activity. The transcript is spliced from 2 exons. Gene Ontology annotation, biological process: transcription-coupled nucleotide-excision repair. The record is from RefSeq and is a predicted model, not a curated record. Gene Ontology annotation, cellular component: nucleus. Bases 1 to 3423 code for a protein of 1140 amino acids.